Chrysochloris asiatica (Cape golden mole) is the source of this 741-nucleotide messenger RNA. RefSeq names its product B-cell receptor-associated protein 31 (gene BCAP31). The coding region runs from base 1 to 741 and encodes 246 amino acids. Gene Ontology annotation, biological process: intracellular protein transport; endoplasmic reticulum to Golgi vesicle-mediated transport. Lineage: Eukaryota; Metazoa; Chordata; Mammalia; Afrosoricida; Chrysochloridae. Gene Ontology annotation, cellular component: endoplasmic reticulum membrane; endoplasmic reticulum. The transcript is spliced from 7 exons. The record is from RefSeq and is a predicted model, not a curated record.
AUGAGUCUGCAGUGGACUGUGGUGGCCACCUUCCUCUAUGCAGAGGUCUUUGCUGUGUUACUUCUCUGCAUUCCCUUCAUUUCUCCAAAAAGAUGGCAGAAGAUUUUCAAGUCUCACCUGGUGGAGUUGGUAGUGACCUAUGGCAACACCUUCUUUGGGGUUCUCAUCAUCAUCCUGGUGCUUCUGCUUGUUGAUGCUGUCCGUGAGAUCUGGAAGUAUGAUGAUGUGACUGAAAAAGUGAACCUCCAGAACAACCCUGGGGCCAUGGAGCAUUUUCACAUGAAGCUCUUCCGUGCUCAGAGGAAUCUCUACAUUGCUGGCUUUUCCUUGCUGCUAUCUUUCCUGCUUCGACGCCUGGUGACUCUUAUCUCCCAGCAGGCCACACUGCUGGCCUCCAAUGAAGCCUUUAAAAAGCAGGCGGAGAGUGCUAGCGAGGCAGCCAAGAAGUACAUGGAGGAGAACGAACAGUUGAAGAAGGAAACUGGUAUUGACAGAGGCAAGCUGCGCAUCGGGGAAGCUGAGGUGAAGGUGGAGGAAGAGAACAAGAGCCUGAGGGCUGAGCUGAAGAAGCUGAAGGAGGAGCUGGCCGACAACAAGCAGAAAUUGGAGAAGGCUGAGAAUGAGGCGCUGGCCAUGCGGAAGCAGUCGGAGGGCCUGACCAAGGAGUAUGACCGGCUGCUGGAGGAACACGCCAGACUGCAGGUGGCGAUUGAUGGUCCUACGGACAAGAAAGAGGAGUAA